Molecule: messenger RNA, 860 nt
Organism: Drosophila miranda
Lineage: Eukaryota; Metazoa; Arthropoda; Insecta; Diptera; Drosophilidae
Product: serine protease grass-like
Exons: 2
Coding region: 134-814 (226 amino acids)
Biological process (GO): proteolysis
Molecular function (GO): serine-type endopeptidase activity
Source: RefSeq, a predicted model, not a curated record
AGAUAUAGGAGUACAUAUAGGAUUUCGUUUAAACAGAAAAGUUCGCCUGGGAGACUACAACAGAAGGACAAGUACUGACUGCUCGGAAGCAGAAGCGGGCUGCCUUCCUCCCUCUGAAGAGUAUGACAUUGAUAUGGCCAUCAAAAAUCGUUUUUACAACAGAAAUGUGCAUCCGAACGAUAUAGGACUGCUGCGACUGGCGCGAAAGGUCCAGUUCAAAAUGCACAUUCGACCAAUCUGUCUGAUCAUGGAUCCGAGGGUGACCCCUACGGUGGAGACACUUUCCUGGUUCACUGCCACUGGCUGGGGCAAAACCAGAAGUGGUAGCACCAGCGCCGUUCUUCAGACAAUCACCUUGGACCGGUACCGUCGGAACGUGUGCAUUGACCAAUUCAGACUAUCGCUGGCAACGAAUAAGUUCUGUGCCGGACACCGCACUGGCAACCUCUGCAACGGUGACUCCGGCGGGCCCUUGGGUAGAGUGGUAAAGUAUCAGGGCCUGGAGCGCUACGUCCAGUUCGGGAUUGCCAGCUACACCACCCGGAACGGUGUCGGCCCUUCUGUCUACACGGGUGUGGUCAGUCAUGCAGAGUGGAUCGCGCGCGUCAUAAAGCUGUUCAACAAUCCUGCUCUCACCAAUAAUCUACUAUCUAGCCAGAAAUUGGAAGAAGGUCAAAAAACUAAUCCACUAUCCAGAAAGAAUUUGGAAGGAGAACGUCCAACCAGUGAGGAUCUAGAUGCCCAGAAAUCGGAAGGAGAAGUUCGCAAUAGUACCGAUAUAGUGGCCCAGAAUUCACUUUAUUCAUUUUUCUGAAAAAGUCCAUUUGUACUGCGUUUUAAAACGAGAUAUAAUAAAUGUG